This is a messenger RNA of Medioppia subpectinata, 900 nucleotides long. NCBI's taxonomy places the organism in Eukaryota, Metazoa, Arthropoda, Arachnida, Sarcoptiformes, Oppiidae. The record is from the annotation of a GenBank genome assembly.
UAACUUACUUAACUUUAGUCUAAAUUUAAAAUUUGGUUUUUAUACAAAUUUGUUUCUGUUCAAUCACUGGACUAUUGUUUGGCCCAAGACUUCGACAUCAAUGAUGCAAAGAGUGUCCGAUCGCUGAUGGCGUGGAUUGAAGAGCAGAAGAUCAGACACUAUAAGAUUGAAGACAGAGCUGUUCUCAGAGAUGUGGACCACAAAGACUGGGACACAGCCUUCCAUCAGUACUUGUCGGACAUCUCGUGUCCCUUCCCUUCAAGUGAACUGAAUUUAGUGUUGGAUUGGAUUAUCACAACUGCCAUCACAUUUGAAUACAGAGACAAUUUCGAAAAGUACAAGAAUUUUGGUGAAGACAAUGGCAAACAAGUGGUGACAGCGAAUCCAAUCGAUGGCCUCGACUUCGACAGCAAUGAAUUCAAAGAAGGCGUUAAGCAAUUGGCAGAAGUACUGAAAGUGCCGAUACAUGCGACCAAUCAUUUGAUUACUUUAACGGCUAUUAGUCUUGUUAUCAAAAAUCAUAUUUCAAUGGAAGAUAAAGAGAAGAGAGAGGAGAAGAGGAAUCUCAAGACCGAUAGAAAUGUACUGAAGACUGGAUUAGAUGACAAUUCUAUGCCAUUGAAAAUGCGCUCAAAUGAUAGGGUAUUAACUAAUUGUGCAAAAGUCGUGCGACUCUUAUAUGUCAACGAUUUAAGAGAAUUACAGACAAAAGUGAAUGAAAUGAUUGCAUCGAUUCAGUCGAUUACAGCUAAUCCUAAGACUGACACCUCUUUAGGCAAAGUCGGUGUUAAGUGACAAACAUUUUAUAUUACAAUUCAGUUUAUAUGAAUACAUUUAAUUGUUUGCUAAAUAUUUAUUAUAUUUAAUAUAAAAUAAACGUAUAUUUAAAUGAAUAUUAAA